UGACUGACAGCACUAUAUGCACAGUCUGCAAAGGACUGAUGGGGAUUUUAACCAGAUACGUCACAACUAGAGAGGAAGAGAAAGAGGGAGGGAAAGAGGAGAGGAGGAGAGCGAACGAACAGAGACGGGAGAGAAUGAGAGAGAGAGUACAGAGGGAUAUAUUGAGUCAGAGCUGGUCUUCAUGUUCCUCAGUGUGUAAGAGACAGAGGAAUUGAGAGCAAGCAAGAUGGAGUGCUGGCACAGAUGAAGACUGUCCCUGGUCUCGUUCGACAGUCCACAUGAGCGUCUCCAAACCCCCACCACCCCCCUCCACCACCCACCUGGCCAUCCCUCCUUCCUCCACCUCAACACCUUCCUCCACCGCCUCAACUGCAUCCUCCCCCUUGGCGAUGCCCCACUCUACCGGCCCGCCCCCUCCCUCGCCGGUCAAGAUCUCUAUGCAGGAGCACUUUGCCAUCAACGUGUGCCCGGGACCCAUCCUCCCCAUCCCACAGAUCUCAGACUUCUUUCCCCGUUUCCACGACUACCCCUGCACGCCACCGCCUCCGAGAGAGAAGAAGAUCCUAAAAGAGGAGACUUUCAACGGGGAGACGGGUGGCGGAUACAAGGAUGGGGAGAGGAGGCUGGACAUCGACGGAGACAGGGAGGAGGCGAUCGACUCUGACGAUGAUGACACCUACCUAGGAACGUUGGAGUUCACCCUGCUCUUUGAUCAGGAGAACAACUGCCUUCAUUGUACUAUUCACAAGGCAAAGGGACUGAAAGCCAUGGACUCCAAUGGACUGGCUGAUCCAUACGUCAAGCUUCAUCUUCUCCCCGGGGCUAGCAAGGCAAACAAGCUACGCACAAAAACCCUGAAGAAUACACUGAACCCAGUGUGGAACGAAACGCUGAUGUAUCAUGGCAUCACAGCAGCCGACAUGACCACCAAAACGCUCAGGCUGUGUGUGUGUGAUAUGGACAGACUCGGACGAAAUGAAUUCAUCGGAGAGGUGAGAGUGGCUCUGAAAAAGCUAAAAGAGGGCGAGAACAAACGCUACAACAUGGGCCUGGAGAGAAUUGCACAGAAUAAAGAAGCUAACAAUCAAAUUGUGGAGCAGGGAACGGUUGUGGCAGAGGAGGAGCGUGGCCGCAUCCUGGUGUCACUGUGCUAUAACACAGAGAAGGGCUGCCUGCUGGUUGGGAUCAUACGCUGUGCCCAUCUGGCGGCCAUGGACUCUAACGGCUACUCUGACCCCUUCGUCAAAAUCAACUUGCAGCCAGAUAUGGGGAAAAAGUCAAAGUACAAGACUUCCGUGAAGAAAAAAACUCUCAACCCUGAAUUCAAUGAGGAGUUUUCAUAUGAAGUUACCUUGGACCAGCUGGCAAAGAAAACCCUGGAGAUCUCUGUGUGGGACUACGACUUGGGAAUGAGCAACGACUUCAUAGGUGGAGUGGAGCUGGGCAUCACUGCAAACGGACAGAGACUCAGACACUGGUUCGACUGUCUCAAAAACAAAGGGAAGAAAGUGGAGUACUGGCAUACGCUCACACAGCAAGGAGCCCCAAGCGGUGACAAACCGGACUAGAUUACACAAGACAUUCAUGCGCACACACACACACACACACAUACACACACGCACUAAGACACACAUACAUUUGUCUCACUGGAAGAUGAUUGAUAACAGAGACCAAGUAAAGCCCUAAUAAGAGAAAAGGAGAAAACAUGCAAUAAUAAUGAUGUUGAAAAUGAUCAUAUAACGCCAAUAAUUACUGCAGCAAGUAUUAGUAUAUGAUAUUCAUACUAAUAUUAGUUAUGGUACUAAGGUGUAAUCUGAAUACUUUUUUUUCAAAUUGUGACUAUGUCCUCAUUAAAGUGAUGACGUAAAAAAACAUUGUGCUUUAGACCUUACAAUAUUGUGGAAGUCGCUCAUAUUCUGUCAUUCAAAUUGACACCUAAUGAAGAGAUUUGAGAUUAAUGUACUCAGAGUUCAUUCGGUGAAAGACGCCAAAAGUACGUAUGUGCACGCUUGUGAAUCAUAAUGUGAUAUAUAGUUACAGGAGCGGGAAUGUUAUGAAAGGGUGAUUCUGUACUGGAAAGGUUUCUAUUUUAGUGGUUGUUGAUCUGAUGCAAAACAACAUACCGUAUUAUAAAGCACAAAAUGAUCCAUUGAGUGGAUUUGUACCUUUACUGUUCAGUGUUCUUGUUCUUAUGUCUUUUAAUGUCUUUAAGUGACAGUGGCUUUCUAUACACCUUCAUAUCAGACAUAAAUGUGUCAGUGUGUGCGUGUGGGCAUGUGUGUGCGUGCAUGAGGGCCAUGUGAAUGAGUGCCUACAAUUUCUGUCUGUGCAGUGUGUUUAUCUGUAUUCACAUCACAGCCCAUUUCAAAUGUCUCCAUCCAACUUCACAAGCACAGAGGUGUGAAGAAAUAAUAACAAAGGACAAGAAGGCCCAUACAACUGAGAGGUCCUCCGCUGCCACCACCACACGCCUCAGUGGUGUGAGUGUUCCUGGCUAGGGGGGACACUGACAAGCUGUCAAUCAUGUGUGCCAGACCCUUUGCCAUCUCAAUCUCCCGUUGCCAGGCAGUCAAAAAGCAACUUUAAAAAUGGAAUAUAUCUUGAUGCGUAACCUCUGACAGCUUUUUUGUCUUUCUAGAUGAAAGAUUAAACGGAUAUUGCUUUUUGGAGGUGCCGUUUGUACCUUUACUUUGCAUUAUGAACCAGAUUUAAAAAGAACCCAAGCAGGCUUACCUCAGUGACUCAAAUUCUGCUCCAACAAAGUCACAGAUGAUGCAACAUUUUCUCUCUGCAUGGCAAUAUCGCAGCAGUAGGCUAAUGUAGUAAUUUGAAAAUCCAGGCAUGUGAUUGGUCCUGUUAUCUGAUUAAUGAGCAUAGAGCUGCCCAAAAUCUUGAAAAUAAUCUGCCUUUAUUGCGUUUUUUUGAGAGGAUGUAAAAUGUUAUGUAAAAGAAAUGUGACAGAAAACUACAACAACCUUUAGAGAGAGUCAUUGCUGUGAUCAGUGUUGCAUUCAUCCCAUUAUUUCUGAUCUAUUAAAUAUCAGGUUUGUAGAGGCAUAUAUUUCAUCCUCUUGACAGGGGACACUGGGACUACCCUGUCUGUGACACAGAAUUACCUCCCUGAGACAAACUGUGCUGUUAGGAGAAAUGCCCCCCCACCCACAUGCCUGUUAUGUGUCUCAAUGCAUAUCUCUGCAUAUCGAUGGUGUAUAUGGGCUUGACUAUCACUGAAUCAUUUAAAUGCCUGCCAGAAUAUCAAAUGCACUUCCCCGGUUAACCUGUCAGCAUAGCUCUGGCCAUACACUGGUUCACAAAAGCACACCCACAGUUGGUCAGUCGCCUCCAGGACUUUUUCCUACUGUUGAAUCGAUCCAGCCGCUCAUAUUCUUGGUGUCCUUCAACAACCUUGUGAUUGUCUCAUCGUUGACUGCAAAAAAAAAAUUGGAUCCUUCAGUGGUGAAUUAGGUUUGGAAUAAAAAGGGCUUGGGCAUUAUUGUAACAGUAGGCUUAAACAUAUUUUCUGUUGGACCUUAAAUGAUUUGGAUGAGGUUUGGCCAAGGUUUAUUCUGUACUUUCUCUAUGCACAUCAGAACUCCCAGCACGUUGGCAGUGAGAUAAUCAAACCAAAACAACAACAUCAUGGCAUCAAAGAUGCAUUUCUGGGAAUACUCAGUACUUUGAUUGGGGCUAGACUGGGUGACAGUGAUCUUAUAGAGUUCACAUUCUAGGCUGGAUGGUUGUUUAUUCCCGUCUUGGUUUUGUUAACAGUCACCAAAUUUUCUGACUCUUGUCUAUUAACCCCGCUUCGCUUACGUAAUCAUUUUAUCUGCAAUACAGCUGCAUGUUUAGCAAUCACUAUCAGCUUGUAUGAUAGAGUGCAGCCAUGGCUGAUCAUUCUGAAUGCUGAUUUGUUUACAGUCAAUGCCAUCAGUGUGUAUUUGUUUGUGAAUACAAUAAUUCAGGGUAUGUUUUGCUCAGUUGCUUUGCUCUGCCAAGCAAGCUAUUGCUUUAAAAAACAAAACCUUUAAUGUCACAGAUAUUGACACGUUGUCUUCCUUCAAUUGAUAUCGCUGGUAAGGAUGCAGGAUGGCAAACUGCGAAUAAGAUGGGGAGAUCACUACUGCAUUCCCUGUGUAUUCACUGUCAAUGUCAAUCACACAGUAUGGCUGCCAUCCUGUGGUCGGUUUGUGUAACUACUUCGCAAAUAAAUUGAAGUCGUUUCA
Etheostoma cragini (Arkansas darter) is the source of this 4223-nucleotide messenger RNA. RefSeq names its product double C2-like domains, delta (gene doc2g). Gene Ontology annotation, cellular component: membrane. The record is from RefSeq and is a predicted model, not a curated record. NCBI's taxonomy places the organism in Eukaryota, Metazoa, Chordata, Actinopteri, Perciformes, Percidae. The coding region runs from base 279 to 1568 and encodes 429 amino acids. The transcript has 11 exons.